UCUCUCUGCUCAUACAACAAACCGUUCCAUUCUUACCCUAAUCACAAAGUGAUAUAUACAUAGAGAAGAUUGAGAUGGGAAGACCACCAUGCUGUGACAAGAUUGGAGUGAAGAAAGGGCCAUGGACACCAGAGGAAGAUAUCAUCUUGGUUUCUUACAUCCAAGAACAUGGUCCUGGAAACUGGAGAUCUGUGCCUACUCAUACAGGUUUGAGGAGAUGUAGCAAAAGCUGUAGAUUGAGGUGGACUAAUUAUCUUCGACCUGGGAUUAAACGUGGAAAUUUCACCGAGCAUGAAGAGAAGAUGAUUCUCCAUCUUCAAGCUCUUUUGGGAAACAGGUGGGCAGCUAUAGCAUCAUACCUUCCAGAAAGGACAGACAAUGAUAUAAAGAACUAUUGGAACACUCAUUUGAAGAAAAAGCUUAAGAAGAUGAAUGAUUCUUGUGAUAGUACUAUCAACAAUGGCCUUGAUAAUAAAGACUUCUCUUCAUCAAACAAAAACACUACUUCACAUCAAAGCAACAACUCCAGCAAAGGUCAAUGGGAGAGAAGGCUUCAGACAGAUAUCAACAUGGCUAAACAAGCUCUUUGUGAUGCCUUGUCUCUUGAUAAACCACAAAACCCAUCUAAUUUCUCUAUUACCGAUCUUGGUUAUGGUCCAUCAUCUUCUUCUUCCUCUACCACCACCACCACCACCACAAGAAACACUAAUCCAUACCCAUCUGGGGUCUAUGCUUCAAGCGCAGAGAACAUCGCUCGUUUGCUUCAGAAUUUUAUGAAAGACACACCAAAGACCUCAGUGCCCUCGCCGGUUGCAGCCACCGGGAUGGCUAUCACCACGGCAGCUUCGAGCCCUAGCACAACCGAAGGAGACAGAGAAGGGGUUGACCAUUCUUUAUUCAGCUUCAACUCCAUGGAUGAAGCUGAAGAGAAGCCAAAACUAAUAGACAAUGACAUUAAUGGUCUAAUUACACAAGGCUCUCUUUCUUUGUUCGAGAAAUGGCUCUUUGAUGAGCAAAGCCACGAUAUGAUCAUUAAUAACAUGUCACUAGAGGGUCAAGAAGUGUUGUUCUAGAAAGCAAAAAAGUUUGACGAUUGGUUGAGGAACGACGAGGCUUAGUUAUAAACAAUUUGUAUAAUU
Messenger RNA from Arabidopsis arenosa, 1139 nucleotides. Lineage: Eukaryota; Viridiplantae; Streptophyta; Magnoliopsida; Brassicales; Brassicaceae. The record is from the annotation of a GenBank genome assembly.